AUGGAGCCGAAUUUGACGCGCGUGGAGUCGCCCGGUGGGAAACCAGGUCAUGCACCAGGCAAAUCGAUAACCGCUUUACUCGAACGGAACUUCGGUUCGAAUACGCAGAGCACCCCCGAGGACAAGAAUGCGAUAUGCACUUUGCGACGCGCCCACACAGUGGCACAGGGAAAGAAUGUGGGAGAGAAAUCAAAAGUGGGCUCCAAGACAGCAAGGGAGAGAAUAGCAACCUCGUUUCUAAGGGUGAAGGACAGUCAUGAAUUGCUUCGGAAGCGUUCAUCUAAACGACUCGACACCCCGGCUUCUCCACGUGAUACGCCUGCAGCAGCGAGGGAAGCGAACCAUUUCACGGUUGGAAAUGUUGGUCAGAAUGGAAAGAUCUUCCUGAGACCGAUUCGUAACCAGUCUCUCAAGGAACCUCGUCCGCAGCCCUUUGCUUCGUCUGUCGGCCAAUCUAAAGGCGACCACGUCCACUCGCGCGGACUCGACGGCCAUGGAGUGGACGAACCUUCUCGGUGGUCCAACUCGCAGCUCUCGGAGCUGCGCCCGGAACUCAUACCUGAAGAAACGUGCGACGACCGUAAGUCGAUUAAAACAGAAUCGACGCGAUCUGGACCAUAUCGUUCCCUCCAUCACCCGCGCCCUCGAGCGCGCUCUUUUUCAACAAUCUCGGAGCAGGGAUCAACCUUUCGCGCAGGGGCCAACGGAGAAUUUCGUAUCUUCAUUGAUCGAUCGGACGACCGACCCAAGUCUGCAGAUGGAUCUUUACGCCCAACCCUGGGGACUUCAAUACCUCAUUACGGCUGGGAUUUUUCCCAUUAUGGUGCCGAUGGAAGCACUCCCCUUUACAAUUCUAUAUACUCGAGGGCCUCAUUAUCGGACAACUGUCUGGCCGCGCGCUUCUUGCGGGAAAGCUUGAACACUGGCCCGAUCUCUGAUGUUUAUCUUAGCCAACCAGAUAGGCCGUCCUUUGCCGCCUCGAUGUUCUCUGGAACACCUGCCAUAGAGUUAACUCGGGGCUCUACUGCCACCGACAAACCAAUCCUAUAUGAACUCAAAGAGCCCAUUGAGCCGUCAAUUUUCGAGAAUUUAGUUCCGGAGAUGGAUGAUGAUCGGGUAGUUCGGUAUGUUCCACGUACCAAGGACAUCAGCGCUGCUACCCCGGCCCGCAUUGUUGCGCAGAUAUCGUCUGAAUCUUUCAUGGAUUAUGAAUUGGUCUCGGAUUUCUUCCUCACAUUUCGUUCCUAUCUCUCCGCCAGCUCUCUCCUUGCUCUUCUGCUUGCGCGACUGCAAUGGGCGAUUAACCGCCCGCAAGACGAUGGGAGAAUCAUUCGUAUUCGCACGUUUGCAGCUCUUCGACAUUGGAUCCUGAAUUACUUUGUCGACGAUUUUAUUCCUGACUAUGACCUUCGGGUUCGUUUCUGUGAAACGAUCAAUCGUAUGUAUGAUAGUGUCAAGGCUCGAGAAGGUGGCGGAACGAGUGAUUUAAAGAUCCUCAUCGACCUCAAACGGUGCUGGUAUGGAAGAUGUUCUUCCUACUGGGACUUUCAGGACCAACACAUCGCAUACCACACCCCAGAUUACCUCAUUGUUCCAGGCGGCGAUGAACAGCUGGCGACAGGCUGUGCUGAAAGUCAUCUAAAAAUGGUUCGUACUACAAGUGGCCAGGACCGUGAAGGCCGGCCCCGGCCACCCCAUGUGCGGAAUGAUUCAUCAGCUACUGCCAAGAGUAUGCCAGUCUCGGCAGACAGUGACCAGAGUAUUCACGCAACGUCGUGUUCUCUACCGCCUAAAUCUCCUAAACGCCUCUCUAUGUCAGUUAUGGACACCAAGGGCCCACAUCUAGUGGCUCUUGCGCCUUUGAAACCAGUGGGUUCCCUGCAGGAUCCCCCUACAUCUUCCCCAGUCGCAUCAAGGCGAUUCCCCUUCCAUAGCCAUGCACAUAAACGCAGUGGUAGUUUCUCAGAUUCUGCGCGAGACGGCAGAGCGCCUUUGUCUUUGCUCAAGCUCGAUUCGCAAGGGCACCUCUCGACCGCAGAUACCCUGAACCUUGGUGCCUUAAUACGCGGUGAGCUAUAUGCUCCGGCUGAGUCGUACAUGACAAUGAUGGCCCCGCCGUCUCCCCCUCUACCGUUUUCUUCUGGCACGGACCGACAAAGUCAGCCUGAGGAAACAUCUAAGCCUGCUAUUUCGAGUUCUGGCGUUAAGACUAUUAUUGGGUCGAUACGCCGUGCUCUGAACAGUAGAAGUGGGGGCCAAGGUACAUCUACGCGGAACACACACGGGCAUUUCGCCCCGUCAACUCGAGGCAAAACGUCAGCUAUGCCAACAAACGUCGCGUUUGGUUCAGAUUACUACCGAGACAGAAAGGCAGCGACUGCGGCCAAGAAACCGGCGAGGAUUGAUAUCCUGUGUGAUAGGUCAUUGCAAGAGUAUCACCGUGCUCUUACUGGGUAUGUCGACGCCAAAGAUGAUGACCCAGUUCAGGAGGCGGGUACUCUGCGGUCCAAAAGAUCCUGGGUCGGACCUGGCGUGGAUGUCGAUGAACUUGAUCACCCGGCCCUUCGGCCUGACCAAGGUCGAACUAAGAGUGUAUUGACGGGUGGCAGUAAAUCUAUCGUCAUCGUUGAUGACACUGGUUUUAGAAAUCCUCUUAUGUCCGGCGCGGUUGGUCUCGAACAACCCCCUGGCUUUCUGAACGGAGAGCAUUCGCCCAUUACUCCGAGAGCUGCUUCUUUCUAUCCCCAAUCCCAAAGGUCAACAGUUGCUGGUGAUGAAUAUUCGUUGCCCAUUUAUUUCGACGACACGGACUCUAGAUCACUCAGCAGAGCCUCCCAGUUUCUGCGCCCGCCAGGCCUCUUUGCAUCACAAAGGUCUAGCUCUGUAGGGCGUGGAUCAACAUCAUGGAAAAGGACGUCGCCAUCACUUCGUCUUCGCAAGUAUGCUUCUUUUCAAAGCGGAAUAUCAAGACAGCGUCUGGCAGUGGUUGCCGAGCCAGAUAUUCCGAGUGUAGACCAAGACUCGCCAGGAAACAUUGAAAAACCGGCUGGUCCGACGCUUCGCAGACGCCCUGGUGGAGAUCUACGUCAGAUGCGAGAUGGCUGGGUAGUCCAUUACCCUCACAGCCAGCGUCUUUUGUGUCAGGAUUUAAGGCGUUCAUUUGAGGCGGCCAUCGCGCAGUUUGCGCAAAUUCCAGACGACGACGACGGGGGAGUCGAGUCAGCUUUAAUGAAGCUUGAAGGUAAAUGGACAGGAGGGCCCACUGACACUGCUGCUGAGCCGCAGAAGAACCACCAGGCUCAGCGUAGCGCGCGUGAACAGGAGUUCUACCACACUCCUCAUGUCCGCACCGGAUGGGACGCUGGGGUCCAUAGACGCCAAACCUUGGCCAGCGAAAGCUCGGCUUAUUCACACUUUCGAGGGCGCAGUGUCCCUCGCAGGCCUUAUUCCGAGUCGCUCGCAGAGUCGGAAGACUCGUACAGCUCUAUACCUCUCCUUGAGCGUGGACUAAGCGAUGAAUCAAUGAAAAAGCCUAGCCAGAGCCGAACCAAUUCACAUCAGGCUGCGCCUGGUCGAGUCCAGCCGAGUGAUGCCUCAAGUAAAUACACCUGGUAUACAGAAUCAUCGCACCCUUCUUUCGAUAUCGUGAAGGAGACCGAGAGUAUCAAGCGCAUUCCACGAGGGUCAACGUUCCCGGCGCCUCAUGGCUUUAGUCGCCGUCUAUCAGGCCUUUCUGAGAACUCAGCGAACUUGCUCGAUUCCCAAGAGGCGGCCGAUCAACGGCUUUCAUUUUAUACAGACAGCAUGAGCCGAUCGUCGUUAGGUAUACCACGCCAUCCUCUCGCCCAUCCCCCUACUCCUCCAAUGACCAUACAACACCGUUCUGUGACAUCCUGCGCAUCCCCCUUGAAUCCUGCUCUUUUCCAGGCCCCACCCUUGACACCGGAUCCAUCCCCCAGUCGAAACAUUGAGUCCGCACACGUCCGAGCAAUAGAUACACAACACGUCUCUGGCGAUGUUCUUUCUCGGUCAGAAUGGGGCCGUCAAUACCAGGACCUCGAACCUGAUCAUGUACCUUUCAUCCUCUCUUGCGAAUCUCGAAAUCUCGCCCAACAGUUGACCAUAAUAGAAAUGGCUGCACUUAGUGAGAUCGACUGGAAGGAUCUUGUUGACAUGAGAUGGAGUAGUGGAUCUCCCUCGUCAGUGAGCUGGGUGGAAUUUCUCAUGGAAGAAGAGCGCCGGGGCAUCGAUCUUGUUGUGGGACGUUUCAACCUAAUGGUGAAAUGGAUCCUCUCGGAGAUCGUUCUCACACGUGAUAUCCAUGAGCGGGCUCGCACUAUUGCCAAGUUCAUCCAUACGGCUGCACAUGCCAGACGCAUGUGUAAUUAUGCGACUAUGCUUCAGAUCGCUAUCGCGCUAUCCUCUACUGAUUGCUCUCGGCUUCAACAGACUUGGGCACUUGUGCCAUCUGAAGAUAGAGGCCUCUUGAAAGAUAUGGAAGUGCUUAUCCAGCCUGUGCGUAAUUUCCAUGACCUUCGUGUCGAAAUGGAAACAGCAAAUGUACAAGGGGGUUGCAUUCCCUUUGUUGGUCUGUAUGUACAUGACCUUACAUACAACUCCCAGAAGCCAGCACAGGUUGCAGCCCAUGACGGAGAGCCUUUGAUCAACUUCGAACGCUACCGCACGACCGCUAAAAUAGUGAAAAGUCUUCUUCGCUUGAUUGAUGCUAGUACCAAGUACACAUUCGCGCCGGUGCAGGGCAUCAUCGAACGCUGUCUUUGGAUUGCAUCGCUCUCGGAAGAGGAAAUCCAAACUCAUAGCAAGCGGCUUGAGUAA
Molecule: messenger RNA, 4836 nt
Organism: Aspergillus nomiae NRRL 13137
Lineage: Eukaryota; Fungi; Ascomycota; Eurotiomycetes; Eurotiales; Aspergillaceae
Product: mitotic regulator LTE1
Exons: 4
Coding region: 1-4836 (1611 amino acids)
Biological process (GO): positive regulation of GTPase activity; Ras protein signal transduction
Cellular component (GO): plasma membrane
Molecular function (GO): guanyl-nucleotide exchange factor activity
Source: RefSeq, a predicted model, not a curated record